UAUCAAUAAGUCCUGGAAACGUGUCUGUGUUUGCCUCUUGUGUUACGGUAAAGCAGAUGGAUCCAAACACAGAACAGAGUUACCAUGGAAACAACCCCUUCAGCAUCAUCAGCGACGGCGAGCGGAAGGCGCUGACGCUGAACGUGCUGUUGCUCGGCGACAGGCAGAGUGGGAGGAGCUCUGUGGGGAAUGCUCUGAUUGGCGGACAGGGAUUCCAAACAGGCACCUGCAGUUCUGGCGUUUCCACGACGACAGAGUGCCAGCUCCUCAGGCGAAAUUUCCCGAGGUAUUUCAGAAGGCAGGGGGCGGAGUCUGACCUCACGCUGAGAGUGAUUGACACGCCCCCUCUGCUGCCCAGACCACAGAGCGUGCAUGAGCUCUGUCCUGAGGGCGUGCACGUGGUGGUGCUUGUAUUGAGAGCUGAUCUGCCGUACCUGAGCGCACACCUGGAGCAACACGUGGAGACUCUCUUCGGUCCAGAAUGGCGUCACCACACCUUACUCGUCCUCACACAUGCUGACCACUUGAAAGAGGCGGAGCUUCAACCGUCAGUCUACUUAACCCAGACAACUGAUUCGCUGAGAGCUCUGGCUAAGAAGGUAGCGGGUGGGGUCUCUUUCUUGGACAACAACUGCGAUUGGCUGUCGAUCAGAGGACGACCGCUGAGAGACCGACUGCUCCGCCUCUCAGCCAGGAACCAUCACACAGCUCUGACCGUCAGGACAGAGGUCUCACUCAGACUCUGAACUCUGGUGCAAGCUUACCUACAAACAUGCAGUGAUGUGUCAAAAGAUGUCAGAAAGCCACACAAAUGAAAACAACUACCUGUCAGAAUCUACCUGAACGUGCAAGUAAUUUUGUCAUGUAACAAUAAAAAAAUAGUAAGUGGUGGGAAAAAAAAGUUUAACUCUUUCUCUCAGGGUGAUAAUUGAUUAUUUAGUUUUCUGUAAAGCUGUGAUCACACAGCAGGGCGGCCCAUGGCAUAUGCCACAUAGGCGGUCGCCAAGGGCACCAAAUGAGGGAGGGGGUGCCAAACAAAUGGGAAGUGGGUUUUUUGGAAAUAUGUAUUCUACAAGUUCUCCCUUCUUAAUGCUUUCCCUGCCUUUUGCCCCAUUAACUUGCAAGGAUUUUCAUCUAAUUUGAUUUUCCAAAGCCUCACUGUUCAGUCAAUUUUCACACGACAGCCACCAAACACUCUCACUGAAUGGCACCCUGACCCUCGCUUGCCUUUUUGUCUGGAGGACUGGGAGGACUUUGUCUGGGCUGGAGGUACCAUUGUGGCAAUUGAUUUUAGUGCAAAUUCGUAUCUUCUUGGACUGGAGGUUGCACUUUUUUGGGGCUCCGAUCUAAAUAUUUUGGGGCUUCAAUUUAAAAUCUCGCCUAGAGCACCAACAAGCCCUGUCACACAGGACAUGAGUUUAGCAGCUAUUUCUAUUUGCUUUAGUGCUGUUUGGUGAGUAUUGAGGAUUGUUUGCUGUAGAGUCGGAUGGAUCGAUGACUCAGUUAUCAAUACUUUCAUAUAUUGGUGCCAUGAGUGAUGGUUUUUUUACAUAAAAUACUUUGUUUUAUGCUCCAGAAGUGUCCCUUUUGUUUCUGGAGAAGUGACCUUAGUACCUGAAGUUACCAAAUACUCAAGUCUGAGCAGAAAUAUGUCAUCAUGGCUUAUUAUCUCUUGUCCAAUCAGAUGAAAGAAGAGGCAGGCCUUCUACUCUUAUGUA
Messenger RNA from Thunnus maccoyii (southern bluefin tuna), 1718 nucleotides. RefSeq names its product GTPase IMAP family member GIMD1-like. The record is from RefSeq and is a predicted model, not a curated record. Bases 57 to 746 code for a protein of 229 amino acids. Gene Ontology annotation, molecular function: GTP binding. The transcript has 4 exons. NCBI's taxonomy places the organism in Eukaryota, Metazoa, Chordata, Actinopteri, Scombriformes, Scombridae.